GGAAAGUGUGUUUCCUAUCCUGAAACGUUUUCUUGGGAAACGGAUGAGGUGUCUGAGUGGUGGAAGUGAUGCUGAGGGUGGCGCUGCGAUGGAACUCGAUUUGGAGGCCAAUGGCUUCUCUGCCACUAACUCCCUUCACAUGCCAAAAUCUCCACACGCUAAACCCUAGGCCUCGAUGUCGCACCUUCAAGCUUUUUUGUCGACCUUCUUCUUCCGCCGUCGCGCACACCUCGCCUCCUCUCUCCGGCGACCUGGACCGCUACCUCCGCUGCUCCAUGCCGCAGAACUCGCCGCUCCGAGUCGCGGUUCUUGUCAGCGGAGGCGUCGAUAGCAGCGUCGCUCUCCGGCUGCUCCACGCCGCUGGCCACUCCUGCACCGCUUUCUACCUCAAGAUAUGGUUCCAAGAAGAUUUCGAGAACUUUUGGUCUGAGUGCCCCUGGGAAGACGAUUUGAAGUAUGCUAAAGAUGUUUGUAAUCAGGUUGAUGUACCGUUAGAAGUUGUUCAUUUAACCGAUGAAUACUGGAACAAUGUGGUUUCUUACCUCAUUGAAGAGUAUAGUAGUGGCCGAACCCCUAACCCUGAUGUUCUGUGCAAUACAAGAAUUAAGUUUGGUGCAUUCUUGGAUGCGAUUGGUGGCAUGGGUUUUGACUAUGUUGCCUCUGGGCAUUAUGCAAAUGUUAUCCACCCAUGUUCUGAUCGGAGGGAUGAACCUUCUGUUCUGGAACUAUCACAAGACAUGGUAAAGGAUCAAACAUACUUCCUUUCACACCUCUCACAAUCCCAGCUGAAGCAACUUCUUUUUCCGCUUGGUUGUAUUCCCAAGGAUGAAGUCCGCAAGCUUGCCACAAAAUUUGAUCUACCAAAUAAGGAUAGAAAGGAUUCCCAAGGAAUAUGCUUUUUGGGCAAGAUAAGAUUCAGUGAAUUUGUUGCAAGACAUAUUGGGGAGAGAGAAGGUGUCAUACUAGAAGCUGAGACAGGAGAUUUCCUUGGCAAACAUCGAGGAUUUUGGUUUUAUACUAUUGGUCAGCGCCAGGGUCUACGGCUACCUGGAGGCCCAUGGUAUGUUGUUGAGAAGGAUGUUAAAAACAAUGUAGUUUUUGUGUCAAGAAAUUACUUUUCCUUUGACAAAAGAAGGCGUGUAUUCCGUGUUGGCUCUUUUAAAUGGCUUAGCGGGUUGCCCCCAGGCCAGACAACUCAGCUCCAAUGCAAGGUGAGACAUGGUCCUGGAUUUUAUGAUUGUAGCUUACAAAUGGAAGUCGAAGCUGAUGGCCAAUGUCACUCUGCUGUUGUCCGCAUAUCUGAAGAUGAUCAAGGCCUAGCAGCUGGGCAGUUUGCGGCAUUCUAUGAGGGAAGAACAUGCAUAGGUUCUGGUGUGAUUUUGGAGUUCUGGGAUGAUCAGAGUUUUCCAGUUUGUACAAAAGCUUUAGAAAUUGCUAGAAUGGAAGAUAAAUCAAAGAUUGGGAAUCCGGUAAAAAUAAAAGUUAAACCAGAUAACCCGCAAGAAGUGUGUGAUUCUGCAGAGUUAGCAAGUAAAACAUCACAAGGGAAUAAGAAAUUAAAGAGUUGCUGGCACUGAACAAAACAGACUGACGUGUAAGAGGAAUGCAGCUUCCAUUUUCCCUUUCAAUUGGCCACAACAGAGCAUUGGCAAAUGGGGGUAUACAUGCAGAUUUUCUGAUCCUUCGUUCUGUAACUUUUUUAUAUACAUGUUUAGGGAAACAAGAAGUAUUUUAUAGAGAGAAGGAUAGCGAUUUAAGGUAGGUGAGAAAUUAGUAGCUUCUAUUAUUCGGUGUUUCCAAUUAAAAUGUGUAUAUACUUUGUCAUGGUUUGCUUGAUACUUUAUUCAGUUUAUUGACAAAUGUACCUUAAGAUGCAAUUAUAAAAUGAAGAAUUUCUUAAUUUGGAA
Glycine soja is the source of this 1907-nucleotide messenger RNA. Its product is annotated as tRNA-specific 2-thiouridylase MnmA-like. Gene Ontology annotation, molecular function: sulfurtransferase activity. Gene Ontology annotation, biological process: tRNA processing. NCBI's taxonomy places the organism in Eukaryota, Viridiplantae, Streptophyta, Magnoliopsida, Fabales, Fabaceae. The transcript is spliced from 10 exons. The coding region runs from base 69 to 1577 and encodes 502 amino acids. The record is from RefSeq and is a predicted model, not a curated record.